GGCGGCCGGAGAGUUGUCGGCUGGGAAAUGGCGGCCGCGGGCUUGGUCGCUGUUGCAGCGGCUGCUGAGUACUCUGGCCCAGUGGCAUCGGGUGGUAACCUUUCCGGCGUUAACUGCGGCCCUAGCCUCGGGGCGGGCUCCGGUCCUGGCCCAGGCUCGUGGAGCCGCUCCCUCGAUCGAGCCCUGGAGGAAGCGGCAGUAACCGGGGUGCUGAGCCUGAGCGGCCGGAAACUGAGGGAGUUUCCCCGGGGAGCGGCCAACCACGACCUGACGGACACCACCCGGGCGGACCUGUCACGAAACCGCCUCUCAGAAAUUCCUAUAGAAGCAUGUCACUUUGUUUCUCUUGAAAAUCUCAACUUAUAUCAAAAUUGUAUUCGGUAUAUCCCAGAGGCGAUUCUAAACCUGCAGGCCCUAACAUUCUUAAAUAUUAGUCGGAACCAACUGUCAACAUUGCCAGUACACUUGUGUAAUUUACCAUUGAAAGUUUUAAUUGCUAGUAAUAACAAAUUGGUAUCACUUCCAGAAGAAAUUGGACAUCUCAGACAUUUGACAGAACUUGAUGUGAGCUGCAAUGAAAUUCAAACUAUACCUUCCCAGAUUGGUAAUCUAGAGGCCUUGAGAGACCUUAAUGUGAGAAGAAAUCACUUAGUACGUUUGCCUGAAGAGCUGGCAGAGUUACCUUUGAUACGGUUAGACUUCUCAUGCAAUAAAAUUAUAGCAAUCCCUGUUUGUUAUCGGAAUCUUAGGCACCUACAAGUGAUCACCCUAGAUAACAAUCCACUGCAGUCACCUCCUGCACAGAUAUGUAUAAAAGGGAAAAUCCACAUAUUUAAAUUCCUGAACAUACAAGCUGGUAAGAUUGCUCCAGAUCUGCCAGAUUAUGAUAGGAGACCCUUGGGUUUUGGCUCCUGCCAUGAAGAACUAUAUUCAGGUCGCCCUUAUGGAGCCCUUGAUUCAGGUUUCAAUAGUGUGGACAGUGGUGAUAAGAGAUGGUCAGGGAAUGAGCCUACAGAUGAAUUUUCAGAUCUGCCUCUCCGAGUAGCAGAGAUUACUAAAGAACAAAGACUACGACGAGAAAGCCAAUACCAAGAGAAUCGCAACAGUUUAAUAGUAACAAAUGGUGGAGUGGAACAUGAUCUGGAUCAAAUUGACUACAUUGACAGCUGUACUGCAGAGGAAGAAGAGGACGAGGUGAAACGGUCCAAGGGACUGGACUCAGAGAGCCUCAGUUCACAGUUUAUGGCAUAUAUUGAACAACGGCGAGUCUCUCAUGAGUGUUCACCAGUAAAGACAAGUGCCAUUAGGGAGUUUCAAAAAACAGAAGACAUGAGAAGAUAUUUACAUCAAAACAGGGUUCCAGUUGAGCCAUCUUCUCACUUAUCACUAUCACCAAGUCACAAUCAGCUGUCACAUACAGACUUGGAACUUCAUCGGAGAAAAGAACUAUUAGUAGAGCGCACUAGGAGAGAAGCACAGCUUGCUGCCCUGCAGUAUGAGGAGGAGAAAAUAAGGACUAAGCAGAUUCAGAGAGAUGCUGUCCUGGAUUUUGUCAAGCAAAAAGCAUCACAAAGUCCACAAAAGCAACAACCCCCCACAGAUGGUGAGUCGCUGUCAGGGUUGAAUCAAGUGGGCUGUGCUGUUACCCUGCUUCAUUCUUCUGCCUUCACGCCUCUUAAGAGUGAUGACAGAUCUACUGCCUUAUCAAGUUCACCUACAACAGAAACAGUUCAUCAUUCCCCUGCAUAUUCUUUUCCUGCUACCAUCCAGAGAAAUCAACCCCUGCGCCCUGAAAGUUUCCUUUUCCGAGCAGCUGUCAGGGCAGAAACAAAUAAAGGCCAUGCUUCACCUCUCCCAUCUUCUGCACCUACCACUGAUUCUACAGAUCCCAUAUCAAGGCAGAGAGAAGAAGAGCUGAAAUUAAUAGAACAACUACGAAAACAUAUAGAGUACCGACUAAAAGUAUCUCUGCCUUGUGAUCUUGGAGCAGCUCUAACUGAUGGUGUUGUUCUUUGCCAUUUGGCCAAUCAUGUGCGUCCUCGAUCUGUCCCAAGCAUUCAUGUUCCCUCACCAGCUGUGCCUAAAUUAACAAUGGCAAAAUGCAGGCGAAAUGUGGAGAAUUUCCUAGAAGCUUGCAGAAAAAUUGGUGUACCUCAGGAGCAAUUAUGUUUGCCUCUCCACAUUUUAGAAGAGAAAGGUUUGAGCCAGGUGGCAGUGACCGUCCAGGCUCUCCUGGAACUUGCACCUCCCAAGCAGCAGCAGCACCAACUAUCUGCUGUUUAAGGACUCCCAGGACCUUGGCAUUGGCCUGACCCAAACAAGGAGCAGGACAACGAGAUUGCUGCUGUCAGCCGUCUGAUAUCAAACAAAGCUCUUAACGUGUUCUUAGAAGGAACUGUUUCCAUGAUUCCUACCAGGAAUGUUUUACUUCAUUUCUCCAUUUUAGGGGAGGUUAUGUCCAUUUCCACUGAUUUUUUUUUUUUUUUUUUUUUGGUUAAGACCCAGUUGGUUUUCUCAUGAAACUUCUCAUUAUUGAGAACCCAACACUGAAGUCUAAACUGGCUGUGCUUUCCUAGACGCUUAUUUCAAACACCACAGCAAAUACCUUCUAAGAUAUUUGGCUCUCUUGAAGGCACAGACAUGCUAUUAUCUUUACCAGUUCCCAAGACAUCUAGGGUUCACUGAAUUCUAAACAGCUAUGCAUUUAGAAUUUCCUGGAGCAUUUGUUAAAAUACAGAUUCACAUUCACUAGGUCUGGGGUGAGGCCUGGAAAUCUGUAUUUUCAACACAUUCCCAUUUUUAAUUAGUGGAGACUUCUGCUCCAAGCCAGAUAGUUGUGUGGUUCUGUGGGGGCACUGCCUGCCCCCUGCAUUUUUCAGCCACAUUUAAAAGUCAGAAGCUGUAUUAUGAUGACAUAGACUAUUCUGUUAAAGGCAAAAUUCAAAUAAUAUAGAAGGCCUAGAUUUUAAAUAGCUAAACAGAGAAACGAUACUGUUGUAUUUGAAGCCAGUGUACUAAGCCCCCCUCCAACUCCAGCCCAUUACCACAUCAACUUCUUCCUGAGGAUGGUUCUACGUAUCAUCCUGCUAUUAUCUAAAUAAAUAAGUGUCGCAACCCCUUGCCCGCAAGGAAGACGCAACUCAGGAAUCUUCUUUCAGCA
Messenger RNA from Marmota flaviventris (yellow-bellied marmot), 3160 nucleotides. The record is from RefSeq and is a predicted model, not a curated record. NCBI's taxonomy places the organism in Eukaryota, Metazoa, Chordata, Mammalia, Rodentia, Sciuridae.